AUGGGAAAUGAUAAUUUGUAUGUGCAAGCUAUUUAGUUGUCAAUAUAUCCCCACCUAACCUUUUCUCUCAAGCUAUCAUGACAGCUGCCAUGUACUUAGGUUAAAAGUCAUGGUUAGACCAAGUGUUAUCCGUAUCUUGGGAUUUACUUUCAAUGCCAGCCUCUCUUCAAGCUCUGGUCAAUAAUACUGACAAAUACUUUUUUCAUUGCAGGUCUAUUUCUGAGCAUGGGCCCAGCCAAGUGAUGGUAGAUGAUGGGUAAGUAUGAGAAACUUACUUGCGACUGAUUCAAGAAUUUAUUAACUGAAAAUAAUUCCAUUCAUCAGAAAUAAUGUUAAAUUUGUAUUCAAAAGUACACUUUUUGUUAAUAAUUAACUCAUUUGGGCAUAUUUUGAGAAUCGGCCAAGCGAGAAAACCAUUCCCUGAUAACAUCUAAAUUAUUGGUUUAAAGGUCAAAUAUGAAAAGUAUUAAGUUCAUAAAACUACGUUGUACAAUAUUUUUGAUGAGACAGAAGCAUUUCAUUUCUUUCAUCAGGGCCCCAGAUGAAACAGUAGUACAAAGUAAAUUUGAAACUAAAGUAGUGGAAAGCAGAACAAGUUCAGAGGUUGGUUACUGAACUUGUGUAGCAAGGCAUGAAAACCAGAGAAUUUGGAAUCAACCAUUCAUAGAAACACAUCUUAAAGCCUUUAUUUAAGAGGUGCCGUGGUCUAAGGCUAAGCACACUUGGCCUGGGUAUCGAGAAGCCCCGAGAAGAGGGAAACUAGGGAGAGAGGGAAAUCAGUGUACUGGGAAUAGUCUACUUAUUAUAGUUGGGUUUGGGAGGAUGAUGUCUUGAGACUUUACCCUCUGCCCUUGACCGUCAUAUUUGCCUGCACCGACUAGCUGCCUGGCUUCUAUAGUCCUCUAAUCUAGGACGCAUACUUCCCUAUGCGAAGUUGAAAAUAUUCUGAUGAAUGUAUCAAUUUAGAAGAGCUGAACUUAGUGGCUAAAUUUAUAACGGAGAGAAGAGUUACCAUACAUCGUCGAAUUCGCCUCUGAUCAGCCAAAGUUUCAAAUAAGUACUCCAUGCAAAGUGGUACAAAAUUUAUGACAAGUUAACAAAAUAAAACAGCUCACCUCAAAUAUCGAUCGAAUAUACACACAGAUGAGCAUUUUAUUACUAAUAAAAAGAAAUUGUCGCGUUGUUACUAGUUAUUUAACAUUUGUUAUUCUUUCUACAGUGUACACCAGAAAUACAUUCGCAAAGUGAUGAACUAGCUUUAGAGGAGGUAAAUUAUCCUACUGACCAAGGUAUAAUACAUUGACGGCUACUUCUUUCGCAAGUGUUAAGUUUCAAGGAAGGCAUUUUUUGGACAAAAUUGUAUGUCAAAAGGGCAAUUUGAUUGCCAAGACAAUCAUCAUUGCAAGUCUCGUAAUUUCACUGAGCUGUUAAUGUGGGUGUAUGCGUGUGUGUGUUUGUGCGUGUGGAUGAAAUAACUGGACUGUAAAUAUUACAGUGUUUUCUGUUGCAUUAAAUUCUCUUCCCACUUCACUUUAUUGGCAGGCGAACGAUCACAGCGUGUCACUGUUUAUCGAAGUAACGUCAAAAAAGAUGUCAUUAAAAUAUUUAGCGACCCGAGAAUUUUCAGCUACAGUUUUGAUGUGGUUGUUAUAGAUGCAAGAAGCGAACCUGAGGCCGGACGGGGUAAAGAAGUUCUACUCGAUGUCAUGACGUGUUUCUGGCAAGAAUGUUUUACAGCUCUGACGAAUGGAAAUAAUGAAAAAAUACCAUACAUAAGGCAUGACCUCCAAAAGCCUGAAUGCAUGGCCAUCGCACGAGUCCUUGUUUAUGGGUACCAAAAGAUGAAGUAUUUUUCUCUUCAACGUUCAAAUCUAUCUGUUGCAUUGUGCUUGUUUGGGGAGAAGAGUAUAACUCUAGAGUUUCUGCUGAAGUCGUUUCGGGAAUAUAUCGUGGCAAAUAAAAGGAUAGGGAGGUGUUGGAUAUGA
This is a messenger RNA of Pocillopora meandrina, 1985 nucleotides long. The record is from the annotation of a GenBank genome assembly. Lineage: Eukaryota; Metazoa; Cnidaria; Anthozoa; Scleractinia; Pocilloporidae.